Molecule: messenger RNA, 531 nt
Organism: Cylindrotheca closterium
Lineage: Eukaryota; Bacillariophyta; Bacillariophyceae; Bacillariales; Bacillariaceae
Source: the annotation of a GenBank genome assembly
AUGAUUUCCAGAGCAUUGUUUUCCAAAGAACUCUUCUCGCGAUCCAUCUUGAAGAGCAAUGGAGGUAUUCUGGUGGCUGCCCUGAAGGGAAUGACACGGUCGAUGGAGAAACAUCCAGCUGCCAAACCUAUGAUGGUCUUGGGCGCUGGAGUAAUCCUGUCGCAACGAGUUUUCCAAGGAUAUCCAUCAAUUCCUCUUUUUCGAAGUGCCGAGGAUGAAGAAAGUCGUCCAACAACGGAUGAAGAUUCAAACUGCAAUGAGGAGGAGGAUAAUGAUUCCAAGCUCCCCAUGACGGCGGCUAUGGUUGGGACGAUUGGCAUCUACAAGAACUACAUCAGUCCGCUUCUACCACCUGCCUGUCGGUUCUUACCAACGUGCUCUCAAUAUGGUGUGCAAGCGAUAGAGGAAUUCGGACCAACCAAGGGCUGUGUUUUGACGGCAUGGCGACUCCUACGGUGCAGUCCGUUCGGUGGAAGGGGUUAUGAUCCACCAAAGUGGCCUCCUGUACCGUAUAAUUAUGGUAGCUACUAG